UAUUACCCCGAGAGAGCUUAUCAGUAACUUCGAUUGUGUUUCCCUGUCCUUGCUUGGAUCAUGCUCUUGUCGCCCAUGCAUUCGUUCCUGAUCAAGUUUAAAUACCCGCCUGGGGCACGUUUGCUCAGAGAGCAACUUUGCUGAGAGCUAUUUGCUCUAAACUUCCUGCGGUGGCCAAAGCGCUGAUGAUGCCAGACAGCGACAGCAGCUCACUCUCCACUACAUCCGCGACAACAACCACCGUCUCUUCAUCGCCCACAUACCUCACUGGCGAGAAAGACGACCCACUUCUGCCCUCCCCCUCCGAGAUUUGUCGCAUAUUCCACGAUGGCCAAGCAACCUGGGCGAACAUUUUGUCGAUGGUUGACGAUUUCCCACCCGGCCGGUGGCCCACCACGUCUCUGGACCCAUACAUCACGUUGAUGGACGUCCCCGGUCUACCAACAAAGCUUCCUCGCGGCAAAAAAAUAUAUGGACGGCCACUCUGGCGUGUACCUCGUCUGGAGACAGCCCCAACGCACACGGAGGAUACCGACAAGGACUGGGAUCCAGAGCUCGUUCAUGGUCGUCGUGUUGAUUUCAACCUCGAAACAGAGAGUCCGCUGCAUUGCCGGUUAUCUUUAGAGGCCGCCUCCCAUCUCCUAUUCGACAGCACGGAGACGGCCGAUAGUAUCGCCGUCCUCACCUUGUGCUGGUCGUACAUCCUCUCUGUCAGGCUGCUUGAAAUGCAGGGUCAGCAAGUGAAGUACACACUUCACCGGCUGUGGCCACAACCGGGAGAAAGCGACAAGCCUGGGUUGGUUCGGUUGGAUGGCGCGUCUCCUGCGCUUGUGAGAUGGCUUUGUGCGGUUUUGAGCCCUGAGUUGGGUUGGUCAGGCAGCGGCAAAGGGCUUCCUCCUUGGGCAGCCUCCCUCCAAGAACACCUUGUUAUCGAAACCUCCGAGCCGGUGCCAGAUUCUCCCUCGCCUCCCAGCUCGACCGAAGCGACAGAGCUCCUCCUUGAAUUCUGCCGACUAUUCAACCUCGAAACGGAAGGAAAUCAGAACAAGCAAUGGGACCAGCUGGCACCCUGCAGGGCAGGGUUCUUUGCCGCGCUUGCGCUCCCUUUCUAUCGUUUCAUGGGGCUCCGCCCCCAACUUCCUUUUCCACGAUUAACCUGCCCCGAUGGUAGCAGGUUCAAUGACACCAGCGGAACUAGUAUUCGCGGUUAUCUUCGCGACUUACGGUACUUUAUGACCCUCAGUCUCCACCCGCUAUCGCUUGGCUCCACUCUCUGGAGUGUGUUUUGGCAGCCAGACAUUGAUUGCAACCUCGUGAGUCCGUGGCUUGCCGCCGUACUCGAUAUUCUUGAGCCUGCUAUCAAAGCCAAGAACCUCGAGAAGCUAUUAAAAGCAUUUGCUUUGCGGCGACCUCGAGUUGCUCUUUGGUGGCUUGCCCUCGCUUUACUUGGCGACCUCUCUAUUCUAGACUGGAUUCGACGAUACGCAACAACUUGUACCGAGAAAUAUGGUUACGGCUCGCUCUCCCCCCCCGAUCCAAUGUUCUCUGCUUGGACGGGCACAAAGCAAUCAUUUUUAGAUCAAGAGAUUACCGCAUGCUACAUGGAACCGUCCGACCAAAUUCCUUGGGCAGACAUCCUCCGUCGACGCUUUGAUUUUAACCUACAGGGUUCAGGCCCUAUGCUUUUAUCCUGGCGUCCAUUCGGAUGCGUGGCGAAACGUUCAGUUGAACCAGACCUCUGGCCGUACUUGGAGACAAAACGUGCCCAUCAAUACCAGUCCUUCCUCUGGUAUUCAAUGACGAAAAGAGGAUUUCGCACCUCUGACCCUGGGUUUCGCCGGAAUACAGGCAGAAGCAUCGAGGUCGCCCGUGAUGACUUGACGCGGCUCUCGCCAGGUCGCGAGUGUCACGAAAAUCAUCACAGUAUCAAUCUAGAGCCCUCGAAAACCUCGACGCUGAGAAUGAUGUCCUUUCUUGUGGAGGAUGCCACUGGCAGCCGGCACUGGUCUAACGCAGCGAUGUCCGAGCAAUCGAGACAACACCCUUGGUUGCGCGGAUGGGAGGGUCUUGCCACAAUGGAAGUGGAGUGCCGAGGUUCUGCAGAAGCGAUUGAGGGAGUGAAAGCACCUUCGUGGUUUUUAGGUGAAUGGAUAAGGGGCGAGCAUGAUGGAGGUGAUCAGGCGCAGGGCGAAGGUGGACUGGUAACAGCGUAAGUUUUGCCUGACACAAUUUUUGUGAUGUUAUAGCUUGUAAUACAUCGUUCAGCCUAUGUGUGCUAGCACCACUUGCGUGUCCGGAUCAGUAGCAGCAGGACUGAGCACCCCGGCAGUGAUGGUGCUGACUAGGAUUUCUGGGCAUUCCCGUUGAAGAAGUGGCUGUGAUAACCAUGCCGUCUAUUGACACUUCCACUCUCGAGCUGUGCUGCUUCGUCCCUCCCAGUGAGUCUGCACCUGGAAUAGGAAAUUAUUCGUACGAACCAGAUGACCAGCUUGCCAAACACUCUACGUCCUAGGACAGAC
This is a messenger RNA of Emericellopsis atlantica, 2519 nucleotides long. RefSeq lists its product as uncharacterized. The record is from RefSeq and is a predicted model, not a curated record. The transcript has a single exon. Lineage: Eukaryota; Fungi; Ascomycota; Sordariomycetes; Hypocreales; Bionectriaceae. Bases 186 to 2213 code for a protein of 675 amino acids.